This is a messenger RNA of Symbiodinium sp. CCMP2456, 798 nucleotides long. Lineage: Eukaryota; Dinophyceae; Suessiales; Symbiodiniaceae. The record is from the annotation of a GenBank genome assembly.
AUGCCUGAGUGGCAGCCAGCGAAUGCUGAUGUCUCAAGGCCAGAGAAUACCGUGGUGCUCUCGAGGCAGCCUUUCGAGCCGAUCACCAGCAGCUUACAGGCAUGCAGCGCCAGACUCUUGCGGCUUGUUUGCAGUCCUGGCGAAUGUGGGCAAUUACUUCUUGCAGCGGAGGCUGCUGGCUGGCAGCGGAGCCAGCCUGCAAGUCCAAGAGAGAGUGCAACCAUUUCGGCCAGCGACUUGCUAGUUGAACAAAUGAUGCAACGCCUGAGGCCAUGGGUUCCAGAGGAAUGCUUGGGCAACCAAUUCUGGGGCAUGGCGAGACAGUGGACCUUUGUAAAACUUCAGCCUGGUCAGUCCAUUUGCAUCAGCAACGAGGGUCAUACAGCGCAUCCGAUGUCAAACACCAUGCUGUCGACAUCCGUGCUCAUUCCGUUGAAUUCGGCAGGAGCACAAGUCGAUUUCAAGCUUGCCCGCAAUAACCAGGUGCCCGGCGAGCCUUGCGCUGUGGAGCAGGGGUCAGCCAUUCUCCACAUGCAUCCACAGCAUUUGAUGGAGGUCUGCACGCCAAGCCGCAUCUUGCAUGUGUUAUGGCUGCAGCUGCGGUACGGAAUCGAAGAAAAGUCCAGGCAGUUGGGCAGAAGUGUUCUGAGCAGUUCCUCACCAGGGUGCGCUCCUAUCUUGGUGGCGCCGCCGCCUGCAGUGCCAGUCCCGCCUGCGGUGCCUGUCGAGGCUCCUUCUAUCGAUCCAGCCUGCGAACGCGUGGUUGGCAGCCCUCACGUUUGGGAGCCCGGCGACUAG